Messenger RNA from Athene cunicularia (burrowing owl), 488 nucleotides. It is a transcript of the gene LSM8, whose product is annotated as LSM8 homolog, U6 small nuclear RNA associated. Bases 36 to 326 code for a protein of 96 amino acids. The transcript is spliced from 4 exons. The record is from RefSeq and is a predicted model, not a curated record. Gene Ontology annotation, cellular component: U4/U6 x U5 tri-snRNP complex; U6 snRNP; precatalytic spliceosome. Gene Ontology annotation, molecular function: RNA binding. Gene Ontology annotation, biological process: mRNA splicing, via spliceosome. Lineage: Eukaryota; Metazoa; Chordata; Aves; Strigiformes; Strigidae.
CUGCCGGUGUGAGGCGAAGCGCGGGAGCUGCCGCCAUGACCUCUGCUUUGGAGAAUUACAUUAAUCGUACUGUUGCAGUAAUUACUUCUGAUGGAAGAAUGAUUGUGGGAACCCUCAAAGGUUUUGAUCAGACCAUUAACUUGAUUUUGGAUGAAAGCCAUGAACGGGUAUUCAGUUCUUCACAAGGAGUUGAGCAAGUAGUGCUGGGAUUAUACAUUGUAAGAGGUGAUAACGUUGCUGUCAUUGGUGAAAUCGAUGAAGAGACAGAUUCAGCUCUUGACUUGGGGAAUAUUCGAGCAGAACCUUUAAACUCAGUUGUGCAUUGAAAAUAUGAAAAUGUACAGGGACUUUGUAAAUCUUUGGUUGUACAGACCUAUUUAACAACGUGGAUGAUUUUUACAAAUUGUUUAAUUUGUUUAGUCACCAGUUUUUUAUUAUGAAUAUGUUGUAGUUUUGCAUGUAAAUUAAAGUUUCUACGUUUUACUAAA